Messenger RNA from Symbiodinium sp. CCMP2456, 4434 nucleotides. NCBI's taxonomy places the organism in Eukaryota, Dinophyceae, Suessiales, Symbiodiniaceae. The record is from the annotation of a GenBank genome assembly.
AUGCUAGCAGAGAUCGCCAAGAUGCAAGGCCCGGAAGGUUUUGAUUACGUGGUCAUAUGCUGCUCGGACCAGAGCGCAGAAGACUUCUGGCAGGCAAGGCUGACUCAGACCAUUCGGCAAGUCACCGGAUCCAGCAGCACAGUUAUUUGUGUCCACGAGGACUGGAAUGGCGGGGCCGGCAACGGCCUGGGCACCCUCUAUGCGUUCGUCAAGGCUUGCUCAAAGGGCAAGGAGAUAGGCUUCGACUUGGCCCAUGCAAUGCAUGCGGGCAAGUCUGUGGCCAUUUACCACACCGCCGGGAAGGGAACACGUUUGGCUCCCCUGCCUGGUGCGGAGAACAACAACAAACCAGGUGUGAAGCUGCCUGGUCUCCUGUCAGUGGGCGGCAGAUUCGAGCCCAUUACAGUUCUGGAAAGCGUGCUGCGCCAGACGAGCAGUUACGGAGCAGUUCGGGGUGGUCGUUGUUCUGUUUUCUGGGGCGACCAGAUCUUUGUACCUUCCUGUGGUAUCCAGCAGACCGACUAUCCCGCCGACAUACUUGCCGCCUUGAGGCCCAUGCCCACGAAACAACAGUGGGAGUCGGAAGCAUUGCACCAGUAUGGCCUGAUUGCAGUCGAUUCCAAAGGUGAUGCGAUGCAAUUGGAGAAGGUCACCUACGAUGUUGCUGUGCAGUACCUACCCAAAGACGUCGCUCAAGUCGGUACAUCCUUAGGCUCGUUCUCCGUCUCAGCCGCUUUGAUGGAUGCUCUCUUGGCAGAGUUCGCCUCCGAGCUCAAUGACAAGAAAGCUUGCCUGGACUCCGAUCCACAUUUCUGGAUGCCUCUCACCCUCAAGAAGGCCGAUUACAUUGCUGUGAUGGGCAAGAAGGGCACGACAGCCGACGAAGCCGGAAAGCACUACGAUCGCAUGGCGGAGUUCAAGAGCAGCUUCAAGAAGACAGGUGGCAUUCUGGGCUGUGUGGACGUGGGGCAGCAAGCCUACUGGUGGGACUAUGGUCGAUUAGAACUGUACAUGAGAAACAACUUUCUCAUCACUGAAGCGAACGCCAGCGCGCAUGCUCUGCGGACCUUCCUCCGAUUGCAGCAGCCGAGUCUCGAGAGCGACCUGAGUUUGCGACAGCAAUGGAACACGCUGGAUGGUGUCACUGUAGACUCCACAUCUGUCGUGCUGAACUGCCGUAUCGGGGCCGGCAAGAUCGGGCCAGGCUGCGUGUUAGUCAAUGUCGUGGCUCCCGCCAUAGACGUUGAGAACUGCAUUCUGGUGAAGGUCUCGUCGUCGCGUCCCAUCUCUGGAAAGGGCGGCUUGCUGUACAACGUGGUCGAGGAUGGCAAGGGCGACACCUUGUCCUGUGACCGAGUCCGAGCCGAUGUCUUCAUGCCAGAUGGCAUCCACCACAAGAUCUACUCGACGCCAAGCACCGAUGGCGGCAAGGUCUGGAAAGAGAAAGUUCAAGGAAACAAUUUUAGUUUCGAGGGCAUUUACAAGGCCAACCAGCCUCUGGACGUGUCGAAGUGCACAGAAGCUGCGAACUCCUCGCACGAUGCCGUGGGCAACAAGGUGAUGCCUGUGUCUGCGCUGAGCAACAUAUUCAUGUCCAUGUACAGCUGCUGUGCUAUGCGGCCGUGCCGAUCCAUGCCGGAGUAUGGAGAUCAUGCAACCGAUCAUCGUGUCUCGUUAGGUCUCGAUUCGCCCAGCAGCUUUCCACAUGCUUUCGGCAAUCCCGAUCGGAUGCCAAGUAGCUUUACAAGCGGAGUGUUUCAGGAUGAGCUAGGUGCAGAAGCCGACCUUGAAAGAAGCAAGCGGCGCGACCUCAAGGCUAUCAACCGUGUCGAUGCUCUGAAGAUGGAAGCACGUGACGAAUUGGAGUCCUUCAUCCAGAAUCCGUAUCCCGUGCCGCUGAAGCAGGUCCUAGCCGGGCGUUUGCGUCCAGUGCCAACCGUGUCCGAACUGCUGGCAGCCUAUAAGGACCAGCGGGAAGAGCUCGAAUUCCUGGAAAAGGAAGACAUCCCAAUGCGGGCGCAGCUGUGCAAUCAGAGCAUCUUUCAGUACGUCCGCGACAUUCAGCUCAAAGCAGAGGCGGAGCGGAUGCGGCCCCCGGAGCCGGUGGCCGGCGAUCUGUUGCGGACGGUCGGCAAGAAGAAGCAAGCGCCCACCUCGCCGGUCAACCGGCGAACCAAGCGUGUGCUGGAGCAGCGCCGGCAGCAGCGCCGCGUAGCGCUGCCCUUUUUGACCAGAUGGCGCUGGCAGCGGGGAGAAGUCGGACUUUUCCAAAGCGAGCUGCCCGAGGUCGAGGCUGGCCAAAUGCCAGCACCCAGGGAUCGAGAGCGGCCUGCAGCUGCGGAAGUUCGGGAGUCGGCCUCGGCCGCGUCGCUUGCCAGCGGCGGGACUUCGCCCACGAAUCCAGGCCAGCGAUCCUCGUCGUCGUCGAUGCCAAUCUCAACACUCCCCGGCGUUUCCUUCAGACUGGAGGAUGUUGGCUUCGAGCUGCCCGAUGGGAAGAAGCUCCUGAAGGAGAUCGACUUUACCAUUGAUGCGGGGCGGAGGGUGGCUGUGAUGGGACCCUCUGGCAGUGGCAAGACGACCUUGCUCGGAGUUCUCAGCGGCCGUGCUUCCUACGGCCGUGUCUCGGGCAAGUUGACGGUCGGUGGCAGGCCUGCUGACGACCUCAGGUUUCUGCAGAACGUCACCGGCUUCGUGCCGCAGGAUGAUGUCCUCCACGGAGAGCUCACGGUUGCGGAGAACCUGCGGUUCCAGGCCUCCUUGAGGCUUCCAGCUGGACGUUCACGCGAGGAGGUGGAUGCAUGCGUAACAGCUGUUGCAAAGGAUCUCAAUCUCAGCAGCCUGUUAAAUGCACGGGUGGGGACGCCUGAACGACGCGGAGUGUCCGGCGGGCAGAGGAAGCGAGUCUCCAUUGGCAUGGAGUUGGUGGCCCAGCCCUUGCUCCUCUUCGCGGACGAGCCGACCAGCGGGCUUGACAGCACCACAAGUCACGAGGUCGUUCGAUGCCUGAACGGUGCAGCUGCAAGGCUGAAUUCCACAGUCGUCGCCGUGAUUCAUCAGCCGCGCUACGAGACGCUGCGGCUUUUCGACGACCUGGUGCUGCUGGCCUACGGCGGUUGCUUGGUCUAUGCUGGCCCCACGGAGGACGCUGUGGAGCACUUCAAGACCCGCUUGCAUGUGACCUUCUCCAACAACACGAAUCCUGCUGACAUUCUGUUGGAUGCCAUUCAGCCACCCAUCAACGAACCUGAGGUUUGCGCAAGUGCAUGGAAAUCCUGCGCGGCUUUGCAGGACAAGGUGGAGCAGAUGGUAUUGCCGGCCAGCAUCUUCCGUCGCACUCGCCAGCCUUUCUUCCGCGCCGUCUUGAUAUACAUGGAUCGCUCGAUGCUGCAAACAAUCCGGGCGUACGUCUCUCUGGCCAUUAACUACAGCCUGUGCUGUGUGGCUGUGCUGCUACUUUGCAUGAUCCUCACCUACAACCGGCUGGACCAGUUCCUGAUGCAGUCAGCCCUGGCCGCGCUGUUCCUGAUGCUGCUUCAGGGUGUUGCGGCGCAACAGGUCUUCGGCGCCGAUUUACUCACCACCUGGCGAGAAGCAAGAGUCGGCAUGCCGAUGGUUGCUUACUUCGUGGCCAAGGAUUUAACAGCUUGCAUCGAGGUCACGUUGUCGUCGGCGGUCUUUGCUGCAGCCUAUGGCUAUGCGAGUGGCAGCCAGGUAUCCUUGCGCCAGCUCUUCGCAGGGUCUUGGGCCUUUGUCUUCGCGAUCUUUGGCCUCAACUACAUCUUCAGCAUCAUCCUGUCACCAGGCGCAGCACAGAUGAGUGCUGUCGUUACAUCGUUCCUCUCCUUCUGCACAGCCGGCGUCUACCAGCCACAGCUGAAUGAGAUGGCCAGCAUGUUUGAAGGACGAGGCUGGAUGGUGCCAGCGUUGAGUCCAGUUCGGUGGCUGUGGGGAUACUUGCUCACAGCCGAGGUGCCAAACUUGACACCGCUGACACUCCAAGGGUCGGCAGGCACUUUGCGUGGCAAGGGCUACGACGUGGAAUACCUGCACGAUUGCAAGAAUUCCAUGGUGGGCAUUCAGGACCAGGCUGUCAGAACUCUCCAAGAGGCGUGGCUCGACAACCGAGGUUGGGUGUGUUCAACCGCACCACUGCUACUACUCGGAAUCCUCUUCCGCUUCCUUGCAGGAUGUUGUUUGCUGCUCUAUGUGAGCGCGCAAACGAGCGGCUGGGCACGCUUCUUUGGCCAGUCAGAGUUGGGUGCUUGGAAAUUGGCGGGCCACUUCUUCAAGCUUUUAGUAGGAUCGUUCUUGAUCAUCUUCCUCUUUGCCGAGGUCUGGAUCUUCGGAAGCCUUCAUUUGGACUUCAAGGGAGGACAUUUCGGUCGACAAGCCGUACAAGGUGGAGGAGAUGGUGUCAUCUCUCUGUGGUGA